This is a messenger RNA of Oncorhynchus nerka (sockeye salmon), 1037 nucleotides long. RefSeq names its product polysialoglycoprotein-like. Lineage: Eukaryota; Metazoa; Chordata; Actinopteri; Salmoniformes; Salmonidae. Bases 1 to 837 code for a protein of 278 amino acids. The transcript is spliced from 2 exons. The record is from RefSeq and is a predicted model, not a curated record.
AUGGAGACAGCGGGAAAUGGCCUGUCCGAUGCACCCGCAACUUCUGCAGCUGCAACUGGCCCCUCCGACGACGCAACUUCGGCAGCUGCAACUGGCCCAGCCGAUGCAACUUCGGCAGCUGCAACUGGCCCAGCCGAUGCAACUUCGGCAGCUGCAACUGGCCCAGCCGAUGCAACUUCGGCAGCUGCAACUGGCCCAUCCGAUGCAACUUCGGCAUCUGCAGCUGGCCCAUCCGACGCAACUUUGGCAGCUGCAACUGGCCCAUCCGACGCAACUUCGGCAGCUGCAACUGGCCCGUCAAACGACGAUGCAACUUCGGCAGCUGCAGCUGGCCCAUCCGACGCUACUUCGGCAGCUGCAACUGGUCCAUCCGAUGCAACUUCGGCAGCUGCAACUGGCCCAUCCGAUGCAACUUCGGCAUCUGCAACUGACCCAUCCGACGCAACUUCGGCAGCUGCAACUGGCCCAUCCGACGCAACUUCGGCAGCUGUAACUGGCCCAUCCGACGCAACUUCGGCAGCUGCAACUGGCCCGUCAAACGACGAUGCAACUUCGGCAGCUGCAACUGGCCCAUCCGAAGCAACUUUGGCAGCUGCAACUGGCCUGUCCAACGACGAUGCAACUUCGGCAGCUGCAACUGGCCUGUCCAACGACGAUGCAACUUCGGCGGCUGCAACUGGCUCCGACCGACCCGCACCGCGUUCCUGUGGUUGUCCUCGAGGUUGGUGUCUUCCCACUGCAGGUGCAGUGCGUCAGGGGGGGUACUGUCACAGAUUCCCCCGGUACUGCUACUCAUUCCGUGAACCAGCUCCGGAGGUCUACGUCACCAGCCUCUAGGCGUCACUGAACUGUUUCAUUACGCACACCUGGUUCCCAUUCCCCCUGAUUAGUAAUUGUAGACAUGUGCUCUCUGUUCACCAUUGUUUUGUCGGUUAUUGCUCCCAUGUCCGUUGGUCUUGUGAGUACCUGUGCUUUGUUGUUUUGGCUUUCGUGCUGCGUGUAUUGUGUACUCGUUAUUACAGGUCUCAUCCCGUGAA